This is a messenger RNA of Meira miltonrushii, 2424 nucleotides long. Its product is annotated as acetyl-CoA synthetase-like protein. Bases 165 to 2171 code for a protein of 668 amino acids. Gene Ontology annotation, cellular component: lipid droplet; endoplasmic reticulum; plasma membrane. The transcript has 2 exons. Gene Ontology annotation, molecular function: long-chain fatty acid-CoA ligase activity. Gene Ontology annotation, biological process: long-chain fatty-acyl-CoA metabolic process; long-chain fatty acid metabolic process. The record is from RefSeq and is a predicted model, not a curated record. Lineage: Eukaryota; Fungi; Basidiomycota; Exobasidiomycetes; Exobasidiales; Brachybasidiaceae.
CGAGGUAAAGUUUUUUGUGUGUGUAGUCCACAUCCAUUCAAACUUUUACUCCCGCUUUUCUUUCACAUUCAUCACUGUCAUCUCUCUGUUCAAUUGACAAAGAGAAAGAGACUGACAAAAGCCAAUCUAUAAAGAACCUCUUUCAUUCAUUCUUGAUAGCAACAAUGUCCGCUUUGUCCAGUGUCGAGAUUGGCGAUGCACCACAAAAGGGUCAUGGUAAGAUCCGUAGGGCUGCCAUCAGUCCUGAUGCUUUGGUAGAACGUCCAUCUGAAGGAAAUUGCAAUUCUAUGGCUGAUGUUUUGGACUUUGCAGUCAAAAAGUUCACAAACAAACCAGUGAUGGGAGAACGUGAUUUGAUCAAAGUACACAAAGAAGAAAAAGAAAUCACAAAAAAGGUUGAUGGAAAAGAGGUAAAGGAAAAGAAAACCUGGGAAUACUCUGAAUUGAGCGAUUAUCAUUACUUGACUUACAGUGAAUUCUACGAACAAGUUCAAGCUGUCGGUAGUGGUUUGCGUGGACUUGGCUUGUCACACGAUACAAGAUUCAACAUUUAUGCUUCCACCUCUCUCAACUGGCAAAAGAUGGCUCACUCUUGUUUCCAACAAAACAUUCCUUUCUGCACUGCUUAUGAUACUUUGGGAGAAGAUGGUUUACAGCAUUCACUCUCUGAGCCUGACGUCGUUGGUAUCUUUACAAACCCUAAACUUCUCAAAACAUUGACAAACGUAAUCGGUAACACACCCACAGUCAAGACUGUCAUUUAUGACGGAAAGGCAGAACAAGAACAAUUGGACAAAUUAAAAGAAGCAAUGGGCGAUCGUGAAGGCGUUCAAAUCAUUCAUUUGGACGAAGUAUUGAAACAAGGAAAAGCCAACAAAGUUGAACCACAUAAGCCAAAGCUGGAAGAUGUUGCAUGUAUUAUGUACACUUCCGGUAGUACAGGAGCACCAAAGGGUGUGAUCUUGACCCAUCAAAACUUGAUCGCAGCUUUGGGAGCAAUUGAAAAGUUGAUCGGUCAUCAUUUGAAGCCAACGGAUACAUUCUUGGCUUAUUUGCCUUUAGCACACAUUUUGGAAUUCAUUGUUGAAUCUGCAUGCUUGUAUGUUGGUAUCACAAUGGGUUACGGUAGCGUCAAAACACUCACUUCAGCAAGCACGCGCAAUUGUGAAGGUGAUUUGGCCGCAUUCAAGCCAAGUGUGAUGGUCGGUGUUCCAGCUGUUUGGGAGACGAUUCGUAAGGGUAUCAAUGCAAAGGUUUCUGGUGGACCUGCAGUUGCUCGUGCUUUCUUCAAAGCAGGUUAUGCUGCCAAGAAGAACAAAGUUCCAGUUUUGUCCGGAGCUGCAGAUGCGAUUGUGUUUAGCAAGGUUAAAGCACAAACCGGUGGCCGUUUACGUUUAGCAUUGAGUGGUGGUGCAGCUAUUCACAAGGAAACUCAACAAUUCUUGGAAAUCGCAUUGGUGUCUAUUUUGCAAGGAUACGGUUUGACGGAAACUGUGGGAAUGUGUGCAAUCUUGGUACCUGAAUUGAUGCAAUACGGUUCAGUAGGCGUUCCCGUGCCUGCCGUUGAAGUUAAAUUGGUUGAUGUGCCUGAUGCCGGUUACUUUGCAACUAAGAACCAAGGUGAAAUCUGGAUUCGUGGACCUGCAGUGAGCAAAGGAUACUUUAAGCGUGAAAAGGAGACAAAGGAAGCCUUUACCGAAGAUGGAUGGUUCAUGUCUGGUGAUGUCGGUCAAUGGAACAAGGAUGGUACACUUUCUAUCAUUGAUCGUAAGAAGAAUUUGGUCAAAUUGGCAGGAGGUGAAUACAUUGCAAUCGAACGUUUAGAGUCGGUUUACAAAUCAUGCGAUUACGUACAAAACUUGUGCUUGCACGCUGAUUCUAAUGCCAAGCAGCCGAUGGCAAUCGUUUUCCCCAAAGAGGACAAUUUCCGUAAAUUACAAGGAGCAGACGCAAGCACAGACUUUGCUGAAUUGUGCAAGAAGAAAGAGUUGGUUAAUGCCGUUCUUAAAGAAUUGAACUCUGUUGGAAAACAAUCCAACUUUUCUACUAUGGAACAAUUGCAAACUGUUAUCCUCGUUCCUGAAGAUCUUCCAGUAACUGCUGCUCAAAAGAUUCAAAGAAAACAAGCUGUGGAGAAGUACAAGGAGCAAAUUGAUAAGAUUUACCCUUGAGAGGAGAAGUGUGAAGAUUUUUUCUCAUUCUACUUUCUUUUAGUUUCAAGAUACCAGCCUCCUUGUUCUGCCUUUUUUCUCCCGCGACAUCACACAUUGUACGCCAUCUGACACACACGCACACACAAUUCAAGUUCUUUCCAUCGUACAAUUCAGCCCUUCAAUCCCCGCCUUUUCUACUUCUUCUCUGUAUAUAUUUUGCAUAUUUCAAUGAUUGAUGACCUGAAUUGAUGUUUGCCGGUCAUCCCCGCUU